GUCGCGUAAUUACGUCAUCUUUAAGCUACACAAGUGUGGCUGACAGCAAGAAGCCACACGUUUACAGGAGACUUUAUUGUUGCUGGGAUAAACGUCCUAUCUACAUUUGAUCCCAGAAGAUGUCUUCACUCCUCAAAGUGGACAGUGAAAUUAAAACCAAGGUUGAUGCAUUCAGGGAACGGAUCACAGCAGAAGCAGAGGAUCUAGUUGCAAAUUUCUUUCCAAAGAAAUUACUGGAACUUGAUUCUUUUCUUAAGGAUCCAAGCAUAAACAUUGUUGAGCUGAAAGACAUACACUCAGAGAUUAACCUGACAGUACCCGACCCCAUCCUAAUCCCAAACCUUCACGACGGACUGGAGGCACAAAACGCCAAAAAGAGGAAGCUUGAGGAUGGGAGUGGAGAGGACAAAAUGACCGGAACCAAAGUCUUUGUCAUGCCUGGUGGAAUGAUGAAGAGCAAUGGGAAUCUUGUUGAUCUCAUAGAAAAGGUCAAGCCGGAGAUCAGGACGCUCAUAGAGAAAUGUAACACAGUCAAAAUGUGGGUUCAGCUGCUCAUCCCAAGGAUAGAGGAUGGCAACAACUUUGGAGUCUCAAUUCAGGAGGAGACAGUAGCCGAACUCCGAACAGUUGAAGGAGAGGCAGCCUCUUACCUCGACCAAAUAUCGAGGUACUACAUAACGAGAGCAAAGCUGGUUUCAAAAAUAGCAAAAUAUCCGCAUGUGGAGGACUAUCGGCGCACGGUAACAGAAAUUGACGAGAAGGAGUACAUCAGUCUGAAAAUCAUCGUAUCAGAGCUCAGAAAUCAAUACGUAACGUUGCACGACAUGAUCCUGAAGAAUAUUGAGAAGAUCAAGAGGCCAAGAAGCAGUAACUCAGACGCAUUGUACUGAUGGAGAUCGCCGCCCCGUCCUUUCAGUCUCGUGUUAUGCCUGAUGUUGAACUACAGUAGCCUGGCUUUUUUUUCUCAAAGUUCAAGACAUUCAUCGUGUUCAAUACAAUCAGAUGUUCAGUAUGUAAACAAAGCUACAUUUUUGUUCUAAUUGUAAAAUAUUUUGUUGUUUUAAACCGUUCAAAGACUUAAAUAUCCUCCAAGGUAAUGGAUCAUAAAGCGCUAUGUAUUUUUUAAUUUUAAUUAAAUUUCUCGUCCUCAGACUGUUAUAGUGCCUCUGUUUGUCAUAUUUGUUCUAUGUCUCAACAGCAAAUUCAUUUUGUCUUGUGUCCAGCCUCUGGUGUUUUACGAGGAACUGCAACACAAAGUGGGUCUGGAGUUUUAGAGUUUAGAGCACUCGUUAGGCUUAUCAGAUUGAGGCUUUUUAGUGGAAAUGUCUGCCACCAAAGCAUCGCAUUGUUGGCACAGUGCUGAAUAAAAUCCUUCUUCGUAUGGUC
Messenger RNA from Oryzias latipes (Japanese medaka), 1386 nucleotides. RefSeq names its product proteasome activator subunit 3 (gene psme3). The record is from RefSeq and is a predicted model, not a curated record. Gene Ontology annotation, cellular component: cytoplasm; nucleoplasm; proteasome activator complex. NCBI's taxonomy places the organism in Eukaryota, Metazoa, Chordata, Actinopteri, Beloniformes, Adrianichthyidae. Gene Ontology annotation, biological process: positive regulation of endopeptidase activity; regulation of proteasomal protein catabolic process; regulation of G1/S transition of mitotic cell cycle. Gene Ontology annotation, molecular function: endopeptidase activator activity.